AUGGAGCACCUGGAAUGGGUCCGGGAGGAUAUGGACCUGGAUGGGGCGGAAGACCCUAUCAUGGUGGACAUGGUGGUGGACAUGGUGGUGGAUAUGGUGGUGGAUAUGGAGGAGGGUUUGGAGGUCGAGGACGAAAUCGUCGCCGUCAAUGGUUGUAAUCCCUACAAUCUUUGCAACAUUCAGAAGCCCACGAUUCCGAUCGACACAUCCGUUGUACAAAAGCCACAUUGGACGUGGACGUUUCUCUUGUCAGGCAUCGCUGCGUUUCCACACUCUACGCAUGUGCUGGAGAGCGCACGCCAGGGGGGCGUCGUGUUGGAUCUUGGCUGCGGACUGAACCAGAAUCUCCGACUCCUGGCGACUUGGUCGCGCUCCUCCUGGUAG
Aspergillus nomiae NRRL 13137 is the source of this 384-nucleotide messenger RNA. RefSeq lists its product as uncharacterized. NCBI's taxonomy places the organism in Eukaryota, Fungi, Ascomycota, Eurotiomycetes, Eurotiales, Aspergillaceae. The coding region runs from base 1 to 384 and encodes 127 amino acids. The record is from RefSeq and is a predicted model, not a curated record. The transcript has 2 exons.